Guillardia theta CCMP2712 is the source of this 408-nucleotide messenger RNA. RefSeq lists its product as hypothetical. The coding region runs from base 1 to 408 and encodes 135 amino acids. NCBI's taxonomy places the organism in Eukaryota, Cryptophyceae, Pyrenomonadales, Geminigeraceae. The transcript has a single exon. The record is from RefSeq and is a predicted model, not a curated record.
AUGUGCAUCCAGACCUUCAGCGUCAGCCGCACUGCCUUGAUCGCAAGCGCCAAUGCUUCCCCGGCCCUUCCGUUCUGCAUGCCGCUCCCGAUGUGCAGCGGGCCCGAGAGCUUCCCCAGCUCCCACGUGCCUGAGCACAAGGUGAAGCACGAGGCCGAGGACACCCGCGACCAUGAGCCAGCCGAGGAGCCCGAGGUGUCGACCCUCGUCAGCGAGGACACGAAGCUGAGCGAGAGAUACGCCAGGCUCUCCCUGGUGAAGCAGAAGCAAGUCGAGGCCUUGUCCCACUCCAUCGCCUACAUCGAGAAGCUGCAGGCCGAGGCCGGCGGGAGUGUCGAUGGCACAAGAAUGCCGUGCGCGAGGCCUAGUGCGAGGAUCAAGCAGGACGUUGUCAAGUGUGUGAAAUAA